AUGCCGCCCCGCCGUGAUCAAACAGAGGACCUCCCACCGACGGUUUCUGAGCAAUUGUCUCAGUUAAUCACCACAACCAAUUCAGCUUCCACCCACACGAACUCACAACCUGCUGCCUUAAUCGAGACCACAGCCAAUUUGGUGACUACCAUCGCCAAAUUAUCUGACAACCUCUCAUCAGAUACCAUCCACACCACUUCACCAAAGCCUAACGAUGAUGCAUCCCCCUCAUUCAACAAUCGUCAUUCUAACCCUAAGCCACUCAAGAUUAAUUUUACACUAUUCGAUGGUACCAACCCACUCGGAUGGAUUUUUCAAGCGGAAAAUUACUUUACUUAUUACCGGAUACCCCCCGAAGAACGGGUUGAACUAUCUGUCUUCCACUUUGUUGGUGACACGUUAUCGUGGUAUCAAAGCCUUCAUAACAAUGAUUUACUCGGCUCCUGGACCAUGUUUAAAAGAGAAGUUGAAUUACGCUUCGGGCCUUCGUCAUACGAAAAUCAUCAGGCCUCCCUAUUCAAACUUCGCCAAACAACCACUGUUACCGACUACCAAACCGAGUUCGAACGUAUCAGUAAUCGUGUUACGGGACUCUCUCGGGAAGCGUUGCGAAAUUGCUACAUAUCAGGUCUUCGGCAAGACAUUCAAAAUGAGUUAGCUAUUUUGAGACCACAAACCCUACAUGAGGCUUGUGCCUUAUCCAGAACGGUUGAACAUAAGCUCGGCCCAGUUUCAAAACCUAAACCAAUUUCAUUUUCUAAAACCAAUACCAGCCCAUGGACCCCACCCAAUUACUCGCCCGCCAUUACUACAAACCCUACCCAUGCACACCCUAAACCAACCCAACCACCAUUACUGCCGAUGCUUCCUAAACUAUCUUCUUCCUUAGCGGUCACAAGACUCUCACCGGAAGCAAUCGCUCAACGACGAAAGGACGGACUCUGCUUUAAAUGUCCGGAGCGUUAUUUUCCGGGUCACAAAUGCUCACCGCCACAAUUUCUCUUAAUAGUGGAUAAUGAAGAUGCCGAUCCGGAGCCAGUACCUACGAUGACUGAUAACGCGACACCAGACGAGUCCCCUCAACCAAAACUAAUGUCCCUCUCCGACACUGCUUUUUUUGGUAUUUCCUCUAACCAAACAUUAUGUGUUACGGGAUAUAUUUCAGGCAAACUGGUUCAGAUUCUGGUAGACAGUGGUAGCACACAUAGUAUCAUUCAACCUCGGAUCGCUUCUCAAUUGCAGCUGUUAACCAAACCAAUUGUCCCUUUUUCGGUGGUGGUAGGCAACGGUCAGUUCAUACAGUGUACGGGCUACUGUCCGGACGUUCAGUUUCAGGUAAAGAAAACUCAGUUCCAGAUUCCCUUUUUUAUUCUACCAGUUGAAGGAGCCGAUGUUGUUCUCGGUAUUUCAUGGCUUAGCACUUUGGGUCGCCUUACGGUUGACUUCUCGAUCCCAGAAAUUUCAUUCAUUAAAGAUGGCACACCAUGUACCUUGACCGGGGAACCUCUAAAUCGACAGGUGACACCAAGCUCUCUUACCACUCUACUCAAACAUAACUCCAUUGCAUCAUUGCACACCAUGCAUAUUCACCAUGCCAUUAAUCCAGUCAAUGAUAACCCCAUUCCAUCCUAUACUGACCCUACUAUUAACAAAUUACUACAAGACUUCUAUCCACUUUUUCUGCCUACCCAUACUUUGCCCCCAACCCGAACCCAUGACCACCACAUACCACUCUCCAAUGAUUCCACUACUGUUAAUGUGAAACCAUACAGGUAUCCCCACUUCCAAAAAAAGAUCAUGACUAAUUUGAUCCAAGAAAUGUUGCAAGAUGGAAUUAUACAACCCAGCCACAACCCGUUUUCCUCAUCGGUCCUCUUAGUAAAAAAGAAAGAUGGAUCGUGGCGUUUUUGUGUUGGUUCCGUGUCGCUUGUCGCCAGUAUCCUGAUGGGAUUGGCAUUGGAUAUUCCCCUUCUAACCUGA
Molecule: messenger RNA, 1980 nt
Organism: Helianthus annuus (common sunflower)
Lineage: Eukaryota; Viridiplantae; Streptophyta; Magnoliopsida; Asterales; Asteraceae
Exons: 1
Coding region: 1-1980 (659 amino acids)
Biological process (GO): proteolysis
Molecular function (GO): aspartic-type endopeptidase activity
Source: RefSeq, a predicted model, not a curated record